AUAUAGACUAAUGUACAUGGCCUACCCUAAGAUAUAUACAUGUGCCACCAUAUAAAAGUAUAUUACACGUGAAGUACCGCCGGCGGCUUUCAGAACCACCUCCGUGUAAAGCACGUUUCGAUCCGGCACUCUAAUUGGUUCGGAGGAACUCGCAUUCGGCCUUAGCACGAUUGGGGACCAUUGGCCGGGAAAGGGGCACAACCUUCGCACUGGCUUACGCGUCCUUCCCCUCUUUAAUCGACUGUCCGACCCCUGUCAACCUGCCCGACAAGGCCAAGUACUUGCCAAGCCACCCAGGGACCUACAGGGGAAAGAGAGAGCCCACCCCCAGGAAGUCAGGAAAGUUUCCAAAGUUAAGGCACCUUGCAACUUUAUUACUCUUAGCAACUUUAGACGCUCUUUCCCAGGCAUCCAUAACAGCCAAAUCUUCCAUCUGAUCCGCGCUUCCCCUACCAAUCUCACCAUCUUUUCCCUCCUUUUCCCUUUCUUCCACACGAUCAAACGAAACAACCUUUUUUCUUUCCCCUCUCACCUAAAUCUAAAUCUCUAUACCUACACCUACACCUACAACCUAAACUUUUAACACGUUGCGAACGGUUAAAGAACCGAAACUUUAUUCCCAUCCAUCCCUUCGAGUACAAUAAUAAUCUAACAAAGCACGCGGCAUAUUGCUAUAGCUGACAAGUUCCCUCUCUUUGGCCCAGUCCGGUCCAAUUCUCACUAUAGCAAGCACGAAACUCACGCACGACCAUGUCGGCUUCUAGCCAGUCCUCAACGAGUCCCACGGGCGUCGUUGAUCCCUUAGAUCUACUCGACUUUUCCGAGUAUGAUACUGUACAAUAUCAAUCACCUUCGGCCUCGCCAGCUACGGCCAAUAAAGCCCAAUUCGCAAGGGCUUCAGCAGCAGUCUCGACACCGACGACUAUGCCUUCGACACAGACAUUGACCGGUCCUAGUCAUAAAUAUGACCAAUACAAGCAACAGACGCCUUUCGUGCCGGGUGCCGUCGCUAGCACGCUUGCCAUUAACCAGAGCAACAACCAAAUUACUGGAUACACGUUAGAUUAUAUGGCAGCGGAAAUGGGUUCGAAUGAAGAGAUGUUUGAUUUCAACAGUGCUCCAUCGCAAAACAUGGAUUUGGAUUUCGAGUCUCAGCAGGAUCCGUCUUUCUUUUUCUCCGAAACCAUCAACCCUAAUGCGAUUGGAGGCGAAUCCCAGACAAUGCAAUCGCCAACCGUCCCAAGUCAAAGCAGUAGCGUUGGAAGGAUGUACCCUGGCAUGCACCAACAGGCCGCCUUAGCGAAGGCUCAGGCUCAGCAGAGACAGCAACAACACUUAAUUCAACAGCAACAAAGGCAAAACCAGGCUAAGCAACACCGACCUAAGGCCCCGAUGCCCUCGGAUCCCAUUGUGGAGCAGAAGAUUACACAGCUAUUGAACUCGAUGAGAUCGAAGGCCGGUGCCUCUCCUAGCGAUGGUGGUGAUUCGCCUCUCAUGCAACUUCCCCGGCCGAAGAAAGAGGAGGAUGAGAUGGACGAAGAUGAAAGGCUUCUUGCUAGUGAAGAAGGAAAGAAGCUGAGCAGCAAGGAAAGACGUCAACUGCGCAACAAAGUAUCUGCUCGAGCUUUCCGUUCCCGAAGAAAGGAAUACAUUACUCAGCUUGAGAGUGAAAUCGCCAGUAAGGUGACCGAGAAUGGUGAUUUACGGGCCCAGAACCGCGCAUUGGUGGAAGAGAACCGACGUCUUUCGGAUCUCACCCGCAUGUUAUUAUCAUCGCAACAAUUCUCUAACUUUCUCGAUCACCUAAGCUCCAAUCCCGCUGCCAUUCAGCAACAACAGCAGCAGCAGCAACAACCCGAGCAAAGGCAAUCCGAGUCUCGUCAGGUCCCUAAGGAUAUCAACCCGUUCGCUGGUCAACAGAACCACCAACAGCAAAUCGGCAUGGUCAUGAUGCCUGAGCAAACUAUGGACUUCUCUAUGUUAAAUCUUAACUCCGAUGCCUUCAAUUACCAACCCCAGGUCUUCACUGUUUUAGACACGCCGGAUAUGCCCGUAAUUGAUACCGAGGCUUUGGCCGGAAAGUCAUCCAACUUCGUCGGCGAGUCUUUCACAUCGGAUGCCGAGAAGACCGAUGCCCCGGUCCUAGAGGUCCCCGUUCUAUCAUCGGCCAAGUCACCUGAGCCUUUCGAAACCCCUACUGGGUUCCCAAUUUCUCAGGAGGCUCCCGCUGAUCUUGAUGCCGAUAUCUAUGAUGACGAGAUUUCGGUCUCAUCUCAGAAGCCAGUGGAAUUAAAUACCGACAGCCUUACCUCCGUUGAUAUCUUCGGAGGCAUCGAGUCGGACAAGGCACUUGCCCGACUUGAGCUUGUUGGUUCAGAAGAAGAUACUGUUGCUAUCGCCGCCGCGAGACGGGUUGAGCGUCUUGCCGCCAGCUUAGAAUCCGUGAUGGCUAGAUUAGACAUGCUCACAAUCGGAUUAUAGAGCUGUUAUAGUAACUAGUUUUUUAUCUAAAUUCAUUGGCGAUGUAUUGGGUCCCGGUCAAAUUGGCGUUCAA
This is a messenger RNA of Hypoxylon trugodes, 2554 nucleotides long. RefSeq lists its product as uncharacterized. Gene Ontology annotation, biological process: regulation of transcription by RNA polymerase II. The record is from RefSeq and is a predicted model, not a curated record. The transcript has 2 exons. Lineage: Eukaryota; Fungi; Ascomycota; Sordariomycetes; Xylariales; Hypoxylaceae. Gene Ontology annotation, molecular function: RNA polymerase II cis-regulatory region sequence-specific DNA binding; DNA-binding transcription factor activity, RNA polymerase II-specific. The coding region runs from base 751 to 2481 and encodes 576 amino acids.